AUGGGCAAGGACUGGCACCCGAACUGCUUCAAGUGCACCCAGUGCAAGAUUCCCCUCGACCCGGAGAACUUCUACGAGAAGAACGGCCUGCCGUACUGCGAGAAGGACUACCACAACCUCUUCAGUCCGAAGUGCGCCGGCUGCAUCAAGCCCAUCAAGGGAACUCCACUGCGAGCGAUGGGCAAGGACUGGCACCCUGAGUGCUUCAACUGCACCAAGUGCCACAUCCCCCUGUCGCCGGACAACUUCUUCGAGAAGAACGGCAAGCCGUACUGCGAGAAGGACUACUACGACCUCUUCAGUCCCAAGUGCUACGCCUGUCUGAAGCCCAUCAAGGGACGGCCACUGCGAGCCAUGGGCCAGGAAUGGCACCCCGAGUGCUUCAAGUGCACCCAGUGCAAGAUUCCCCUCUCUCCCGAUGCCUUUAUGGAGAAGAACGGCAAGCCGUACUGCCUUGAUGACUACCACCGACUCUUUAGCCCCAAGUGCUGUGCCUGCAAUCUCCCAAUUAAGGAGAAGCCCGUCUUUGCGCUGGGCAAGGAGUGGCACCCCCACUGCUUCGUCUGCUCGCACCCUCGCUGCGACCGCGUCCUCGACCCGAACAACUUUGAGACGCACGACGGCAAGCCCUACUGUCGCCACCACUUUCAGGAGAUGUUCCUCCCCAAGUGCUUCGCCUGCAAGAAGCCCAUCACGGAUAAAGUCGUUUCCGCGCUCGGAAAGACCUGGCAUCCGGAGUGCUUCGCCUGUGUGCAGUGCAACCAGCCGCUCGACCUGAACUCCUUCCGCGAGAAGGACGGCCUGCCGUACUGCGAGGCAGACUACCACGCACUCUUCAGUCCCAAGUGCGCCGCCUGUGAGGCGCCCAUCAUUGAGAAAUGCCUGACCGCCCUGGGCAAGACCUGGCACCCGGAGCACUUCACCUGCCAGCACUGCAACAAGAUCAUGGCCGACGACCCGGAGGGCUACCACGAGCACGAGGGCAAGGGCUACUGUCGGCCCUGUUACAUUGAGCUCUUUGCCCCCUACUGUCGCGGCUGCAACAAACCGAUCGUCGACAAGAUCUGCGUCACGGCGCUCAACUCCAAGUACCACACUGACUGCUUCGUCUGCAGGGACUGCUCCUGCCCCCUGAAGAACGGCAACUACUUUGAGUUUGAGGGCGAGCCGUACUGCGAGGAGCACUUUCGCUGCAAGAUGUGCCCUGACUGUGUGAAGCUGCGCCGGGCGCAGAACAAGUACUUUGGAACGCUGAACGGCAAUGCCUCUAGCUCCAGUUCUUCUGGACAGAAGGCCGUCUCCUUCAACACUGGCUCGCUGCCCCACCAGCAUCACAACCACGGAGGAGGUGUAAGCUCGGCCAAGGCCGCCUCCCCGUCGACCAGUCGUUCCUCCAGUCAGGCGCAGCAGCAGCAUCCCUUCUCCAUUAGGCUAGGGGCCUAG
Rhagoletis zephyria (snowberry fruit fly) is the source of this 1443-nucleotide messenger RNA. The record is from RefSeq and is a predicted model, not a curated record. NCBI's taxonomy places the organism in Eukaryota, Metazoa, Arthropoda, Insecta, Diptera, Tephritidae.